AUAAUAAUAAGAAAACGUCCACAAAUUUCUCAAGUAACUGAAGCUUUAGAAAAAAUUGUCAUUGGCAAAACAAUACAAAAUGCUGCUAACAUUACUUUAUCAGAGAGUAAUUUAAUGAAAAAUAUUGAAAAUUCAUCAUUGAAUGAUUCAAAUAAUUCUAAUUUGGAAACAGAUUCAGAUGAUGUCAAUAUUGAAACAAAUUACUCUUAUUUUCAAAUUACUAGUACAAUGGAAAAAGAAGCUUUAAAGAUUUCUCAUUUAAUUUUAUCAAUAAUGGGAAAAGACAAUAAUCAAAUAUUAAUGUUCUGCUCUAAAGAUGGAAAAAAAUGGGAUGGUCCUUAUUCUUUUUUUGAAUUUGAUCAGUCAAGUACAGUAGCUACAAUAACAAAUUUCAAUAGUAAACUUUAUUUGGCUUUGAAUCAUGAUGAUCAAAUAUACCUCACUUCUACUGAUGAUAUAGAUGAUUGGAAACGCAUCAAAACAUCUUAUCAUACCAAGUAA
Entrophospora sp. SA101 is the source of this 501-nucleotide messenger RNA. NCBI's taxonomy places the organism in Eukaryota, Fungi, Glomeromycota, Glomeromycetes, Entrophosporales, Entrophosporaceae. The record is from the annotation of a GenBank genome assembly.